AUGACUUCCUUUGAAAAUACUGUUGGAGAAACGAAAGAUAUGUUGAAACAAGUGUUGGAGGCUUCUAAAAGUCAGCCUAGUCAUCAGCAAAUCACCCAAGAGUUGUGGAAUUCUGUGCAACCAAUCUUAGCAGCUCAAAGGGAAUUGGCUGAACUUCAACAUAACUCACACAUGGAAUUGAUCAGAGUUAUGGUUGAGGCUAGGUACAAGGAUACUCAGGCAGAUAUAAGGGGUAUCAAAGAAUCCCUUGCAAAACCCACUGGCACCUCCUCUGCACCUAUCUUUGAAAACGAAGACCAAGAUGAUGCCAAAAAGGGGGAGAAAGAUUCCAUGAGAAAGCUAGAUGUUGACCCCAAAGCUAAACCAAAGGGUCAGCCAAAACAAAAGCUAGAGUCUGCCAAAGACACUUCUGCAAAAUCUUCUGAAAAAUCUUAUACUGGAAAGAAAAAGGGAAUUGAUGAGACCCUUAAUAAACAGACAGAUGAAGAGAUUUUGGCAAAGCAGAAGAGAAAAGACACAGCAGAAAGCAAGGCAGAUGUUUGGAAGCAGGAACAGGAGGAAAAGCUGAAAAGAGAAAAUAUUGGUACUUCUAAUAGAAGAAAAUCUUUUAGAAACAACAGACCACCAAUUGCCACAUUCCCUAAAACCACUGCUUCUUCUAAAAAGAAUCAAACCACUACCACAUCCAAACCCAAACCAUCACCUAAAAAACCUCCUCAAAAGAAGCAGAAAAUAGCUUCAUCACCACCACCAUCUUCCACAAAACCAACAGAUCUUGACGCUACAAAAGCAUCAGCAGAUGUUAGGCCAUCAAUUGUUGAGACACAAGUGGUUUCAACAACUGUUAGCCAAACCACUGGUCCCAUUCACUUUGAUCCUCCACCAUCAACACAACCACCACCAACACCCCAAAGAUUCCCUUCACAAUCAACCUUUUCACCUAAACCACCUUCUCCAUUAAAAACUCCUCCUCCUCCAAAAUAUGCCUAUGCAAGAAAAAGGAAAUUUGUUGUACUUGAAGAAGAAGAAGAAAAAUAA
Helianthus annuus (common sunflower) is the source of this 1038-nucleotide messenger RNA. Its product is annotated as pollen-specific leucine-rich repeat extensin-like protein 1. The transcript has a single exon. Lineage: Eukaryota; Viridiplantae; Streptophyta; Magnoliopsida; Asterales; Asteraceae. Bases 1 to 1038 code for a protein of 345 amino acids. The record is from RefSeq and is a predicted model, not a curated record.